Molecule: messenger RNA, 1749 nt
Organism: Suillus bovinus
Lineage: Eukaryota; Fungi; Basidiomycota; Agaricomycetes; Boletales; Suillaceae
Product: DHS-like NAD/FAD-binding domain-containing protein
Exons: 4
Coding region: 90-1628 (512 amino acids)
Molecular function (GO): NAD+ binding
Source: RefSeq, a predicted model, not a curated record
GUCGGCAGCGUGUCCACUGUUAGCACAUCCGAAAUUCCUAAUCAAUCCUCACCCUCCAACCACCACGAUUGGUAGCCAACAAAUAUCUCAUGACAAUUUCACUACAGCUUGAUGCGGUGUCUGGAGAGCCCAGCACGCGGAGGGCACUCUCUGACAUUUCUUUGGCAGUGGCCAAAUCCAAAAAGAUAGUUGUUGUCACCGGAGCAGGCAUUUCAUGUUCGUGUGGCAUUCCGGAUUUCCGGUCUUCAGAUGGUCUUUAUUCGCUCGUGAAACAGCGAUACCCAGACAUCGUCCUAAAAGGGCGUGAUCUCUUUGACGCAUCUCUGUUCCGCGACUCCGCGUCCACCUCUGUCUUUUAUACUUUUAUAUCACAACUCAAACGCUCUAUCGAUGCUGCAACUCCUGCACCAACACAUCAAUUUAUUCAAACCCUGGACGCAAAGCACAAACUAGUACGCUCGUAUACCCAAAAUAUCGAUGGUCUAGAAGAGCGAAUAGGGCUUCGUGGGAGUUCCAGUCAGCAGGCAAAGACAAGUGGGAAGAAGAAGUCGAAGCUGAAAGUCAAAGAAGUAAGGAAUGUCCAGCUACACGGCGACAUCCACCGCGUACGGUGUACUUUGUGCACUACUGAGAUGCCUUGUACCGAGGAGCAUUUGCACUCGUUCGAGAAUGGCAAAGCUCCGAGCUGCCCAGAAUGUACCUCACGAUCGGAAGCAAGAGUUGCUCGUUUCGCACGCGCUCUCAAAAUUGGAACUCUUCGUCCAGCCAUCGUACUCUAUGACGAACCACACCCUUUUGGGGACGACAUAGGCACGAUACAAACGAUGGACAUCGCUCGUAAACCCGAUAUGCUCAUCAUCAUGGGUACUUCGCUCAAGGUUCACGGUCUCAAGAAGCUUGUUAAAGAGUUUGCAAAAGUCGUACACGCCACUGGGACUGGAACCACACCUAAUGGUACUCCUAGAGCGCAAAAGAGUUGGCAGGGAAAAGUUAUUUUCGUGAACAAGACACCGCCUGGUAGCGAGUGGGCCGACAUCAUCGAUUGCCAUGUCGCAGGGGAGACUGAUGCAUGGGUCGACAAAGUCUUGGAAGACUGGAAGAAGAUGCGACCAUCAGAUUGGGAGAUACAACAGACUCUUGAUCACACUGAUGAGUCCAGUGGGUUCAAAGUCGCCAAAGAGACCGCUGUCAAAACGAAGGGAAAAGUUGCCCCAAAGUGGAAUAUGAACGUCGAGAAUGUGCCACUGGAGGAUCCAUUUUCCUCACAACCGCCUUCACCAUCAAAAAAACCAAUCAGUGUUCCGUCGUCGCCAAGCAAGCGACGACAGUCUAUAUCACACUACUCAGACGUGGAGUCAAGUCCGCGCAAGAGACGUGACAUUGCCAAAAUCGCGGAUGGUAUGGAUAGGUUGGAUAUGUCCGACAGGCGUAUAUUGUUUGCAGAUGCGACAAAUGCAGCCAAGAAUGCGGGAGGAGAUGACUUUCCGAUGGGCGACCAGCGACCUCUGAAAGCAAAGGUACGCCGAGCAAGUGCAUCGGUCGCCUCCAAGGAGUGCAAACCCCGGCCUCGAAAGAUUGCUAAACCAAGGGCGAAGGUAUGGGUGGAGAUCGCGAAGAGACCUACAUAAUAUUCAUGAGUUAUUGUAAGAUAUACCUUUGCGUUGUCGAUAUUCUUCCAGUAGUAUAAGCAUAUUGCAAAGGUAGUUGAAGUCUUUGAGGUAGAUAAUAAUAGUAAAACAGGAAAAGAUA